UGAUGUUCGAAAGUUUAUUCGAAUAUUACAAAAUGAUUUUGAAGAUAAAAUGAGGAAUACAGAAGCGGAAGGUACAAUUUCUAAACUUUUUAUUGGCACUAUGAAAACUCAUAUUAAAUGUGUUAAUGUGGAUUAUGAGUCUUUGCGUUUUGAAGAUUAUUAUGACGUUCAAUUUGAUGUUAAAAAAUGCAGCACUCUAGAAGAUUCUUUUACUGAAUAUGUACAAGAAAAAAUUUUAGAUGGAGACAAUAAAUACCAUGCAGAAGUCUAUGGCCUACAAGUUGCCAAAAAAAGUGUGGUCUUUGAAAGCUUUCCACCUAUAUUGCACAUACACUUAGAUCGUUCUGAAUACGAUGCGCAGAAUAACAUUUCAAAUAAUCGUUACGAAUUUCCUAUGGAAAUUGAUUUACAAAAAUAUUUAUCACCAGAUGCAGAUAAGUCAAAGCCAUAUAAAUAUAUAUUGCAUGGUGUACUUAUUCACAUCACUGACAAUGACCGGGAUCAGUAUUUUGCUUUGUUAAAAACAGAAAAAUAUGACGAUUG
Molecule: messenger RNA, 543 nt
Organism: Dentiscutata heterogama
Lineage: Eukaryota; Fungi; Glomeromycota; Glomeromycetes; Diversisporales; Gigasporaceae
Source: the annotation of a GenBank genome assembly